Molecule: messenger RNA, 10768 nt
Organism: Gallus gallus (chicken)
Lineage: Eukaryota; Metazoa; Chordata; Aves; Galliformes; Phasianidae
Gene: ZDHHC20
Product: zinc finger DHHC-type containing 20
Exons: 14
Coding region: 8405-9478 (357 amino acids)
Biological process (GO): protein targeting to membrane; synaptic vesicle maturation; peptidyl-L-cysteine S-palmitoylation
Cellular component (GO): endoplasmic reticulum; Golgi apparatus
Molecular function (GO): protein-cysteine S-palmitoyltransferase activity
Source: RefSeq, a predicted model, not a curated record
CGGCGGAGCCCCGGGGAGGGCUUUGGGGGGCUCUGGAGCCCGGGCGGGAUCUCUGCCUCACAGCUGCGGCUGCUCAGGAGGCUUUUCCCCCCUCUUCUUUCUAUUUCGCUCAUUUCGAGACGUUCUGAAACUUCCUCGUGUACCUGAUGACUCCUUGAACGCGUUGAGUUGUGCUCCCUCCCUCUUUUAAUUAACAGCGCCGGGGUCCGGUGUCACAGAGGUGUAAUUAGGCUGAAAACACCCUCCCUAAGCGGGAUUUGAGGCUUAGGGGUUUGUCGGGCUGCGUCAAGGCUGUGGUGGUAGGGUUCAGCCUCGUGGAAAUCUGCUUUGUGGUCGGUGUCAGUCAGGAUGAUCUGUACGCAUAUCAUAUCCUCCUGUACGUACAGGAGGAAAUUAAGUCUGGUUCAGGAGCAUAUUCACCCGUUCGGGGGAAAUGGAGACGCACAGGGAUGUGCAGCAUUCACCAGCCUUGCUGGGGCUUGGUAGCAGUGUAGGAAAUCUAAGAAACACGUCAUCUGGUGUUUAGUAUUUUUAAGUAAGGAAGGUGGAAUUAAAGGUAAAACAUACCUCAAAAGAACUGUUUUCAGCUAUGUGCUUAGGUCUGUAUACUUCUGUUUCUGUGAAAUGCUUGCUUUCAUAGCUCUGUCUUGAAAUAAAGUGCUUGAAUAUACUUGGGCGAAACUUGUAAAGAUACCUUCGCUUUGGAAAUAAUCAGAAUUGUGUGUUUGUUGCAAUACUUUUGGGGUAACUUCUGAAAUUCUGUGUAUCUCACAGCCUUUCUCUUAACACAUGUGGAAUGGCACGUAGCAUAAACAGCAAGCAAAAUGUUAUUUGGACAUAAAGUAGUAGAAACAGAAUUCUAAAGGAAUGCCUACUGAGGUAUUACAUGAAGUGUUGACACGAAAGAGUUGCAAAUAUGUCAUUGCGUCCAAAUGUGUCAGAUUGCUGUGGUUUAGUAGUCUGCUUGUAUGAGUAAAUAGUACUGUUAUUUUUGGGAAAUAGGGCUUAAAACUAUAAACACUUGGAACCAGAUUUUAGACAGUCUCUAAUAUGGGAGGUUUGGGGCAUGGGUUAGAGCAGUGCUGAGGGGGCUGUGUCGAGUUCUAGGCUCACAUUUCACAGAUGUGAUAUGAAGUCCAGUGUGACAAAAGGCAGACCAGGGGUAUAUGUUUCUUCUCAUCAAUAAAGAAAAGCAAUUUAAGAGCCAAAGUGACUUGCCCAGGGUUGCUCUGGUGCUCUCUGGCUGAAUCAGGAUGGGUCCUCCAUCUCCCAAGUCCCAGCUCUGUGCCCUAAUCACAGAGUGGGUCAGGGCUGGAUGGCUGCUGAGUAAUUCUGCCCAGAGAAAAAUCUUUGACCCCCAUUUAUUGGAAGACCUUUGCAGACAGAGAGAAGCUGCGGAGUCCUUCCAAAUUCAGCAUGAUUUCAUUUGUGUGCAAACAGUUGAAAAGGCUGGCUCCUGUUUAUGCGAGAACUUUCACAUCUAUAAAUCUGAUUUCUAGACGUCUGGCACUUGCUUGCAAAUCAACUUUAUUCUCAGUGUCUGCAGAUACAGGCUAUUAAGAAAAAGCGGUCAUUUAGUAAGAAAAUUACCUAUUGAUUUUUAUUGCUGUCUGAGUCCUACAGUUGUUUAAUGUCAAAGUGGUGGUUGGUGACCAAGAUUUGUUUUUCUAUGACUUUUUUCUGAUUGAUUUUUUUUUUAAAUUGUUAUUCUCACUUUUAACCUUCUGUUGAACUUUGUUUAUGCAUGUGAUGAAAAUUCAUCUCAAGGGACAAGAAAGAUAUAUUUCAGGCGUUUUAUGAGGUUUUUGGUUGUUCUCCCUUCCUUCUCUUCUCUUACCCUGUGUUCCAUCAUGGAGAGGAUUUAGAGCACAACAGAGUUUUCUGUUCCUCUUGGCAGGUAUGUUUACUUUCUCCCUGUACUCCAUAUGUUUUAUUUUGGUUUGAAAACUACUGCAGUGUGCACUAUGAAGCAAGGACUUGCCUUUAAUGCGCUGCUAAUGAGUGCAGCGGCAGUCUCAGCAUAUGUGCCCAUACAGCAGGUGCAGAAGUGGGACUUAUGGCUUGUUGUGCCUCUGGCUGAUGUGCAUCUGGGUGAGGGAAAGACAGAUGGAAGAAUGAAAGUUUUGUAAAGGAGGAGAUGAAACAGAUCAAGUAAAUACUGAGAGUAAAACAGAAAUUCCAAUCACACAGGCAUCGGUGUUUUUUCCCAAGGUUAUUGUUAAAGGUUAGCAAAUUGUUCAGGUCUGACGCCAGCAAGGAAACAGGAAGAAAGAAAGGCUUUGUUCUCCCCAACUAUUUCUUCUAUCCUGCUGUAGUGUUGUUUUUUUUCUCAAGUCCCAGCUCAUGUAUUAAUGGUUAAACAUAUGUAUCCAGUUAGUGGAUCUACUGGGAAGCCAAGAUUAAUGCAACAACAUAAAAUACUCUUAAUUAUCAAAGUAAAAAAUGGUGUUGUAAAGCUGACGUUGCUUCCUUUUUCAUGUCACUCUUUUUCUUUCAGUUUUGCCUCACCGUACAGUUUGCCCCACCCUCCUGCACUGGGACAUUCCUAUAUUGCUCAAUGUCCUACUGCUGGUGGCUGAGGGCCUUGGCCCUGCUUUGUAAUUCACCACCGGCACGUAUUUACUUGGUUAUGCUGCUUCAUAUUACUUACGUACUGCCUCUGAGCACCAGGAAGGAAUGGUGUGGGUGAAGAUGAAAGGAGGUUCUCAAUGUGAGCUAUUCUGUUGUUUUCCUCUAUAGAAACUGCCAGCAUCGGUGUAUUUCUCUGAAGCAUUGUUGGGCUGAACUGGUGAAUGCUGGCUGUUUGAGACCGCUGCUGCUGUGUAGCUGUGAUCCAUCUGGUGAUCUGGCUAGUGACCAACUGGAAAGAUGGCAACAGCCAUUUCUCACCAAAUGUGUGGAAGUUGAGGGAACUGUUGUGGAAAAACUCUGUGAAUGCACAUAGCUGAAGGAAAUGGGAAAGACUUGAGGCAGCGUCUCAUUUGGAUUUUCUUUAAACGCUUUAAAUUAGAAGAGCAUGAAUUAGUGCUUUCUUAGUAGGUUGUUUUUUUCUUUCUAUAUAUAACUUGUAUGGAGCUCUGUAUGCAAGAAAGCACACCUAGAAAUACAUAGUAGGUGCUGCAAAAUGGCUUUUCAUUAGCUUAAAACCGCUUAUUGUUUUCCUUCUGGUUGUCAAAACAUGUUUUGCUUUUAACAUUGCCUUCAUAAACAAUGGUGGUAUUAUAUUGUUAAUGAAUUGAACUGAUUCUUUCUGCUUACCACAUCCCCUCGGAAGGUCAUGCUCAGCGUGACCGGAGCGCUUCUCCUGGGGCUCAUUCUCACUUUUGGGUGACUUGCCUCUCAUGGCGUAUCCCACCAUUCUCCAAACCCUUUUGUAGGUAAGCAGCUUAAAUACCAACUGGCUACGCCGUGAUUAGAAGUCACUGUUCUGACAUAAACAGCAGAAGCCUGUUUGAAGCCAGGCUGUUUCUUACAGGCACCCCCUUUUUACUAGAAUGCUUGCAGAAUUUGGUAGUACAGUCUGCACAGAGAACAAGAGAAAGAUGUUAACUGUGGCUGAGUUGCCUGCAGAUUGUAAUUAAGGUGUGUUAGCUGGCCUUAUUUAAAAAAGAAUAAACAACUUGUUACAGGUAGCAUUUUGCUUCUAUAGUUAAAAUUGUGUUGUCAUCCUGGCUCUUCUCCUGGGUGGAGUUACAAGGAGAACUGCUUGUUUGAUGAACAUACAAGUCUUUAUUUGUGCUUCUGUGCUUGGAACACCUCAGAGUCUGGAAGGCUGUGACUUCUGAAAGACGUGAGAGUAAAUCAUUUUGUCUAGUUCUUAACGUCUAGUUGCUGAGCACUGUGCUUUUUUAAUGUCCAAUACGUCUUGAAUCUUGGCAAACAGCAGUUUGUAACUUGGAAUUCAUAAUUUGGUGUUACUGGUGCACAUUUAACUCCUUCACUGUUGUAAUGACCGCAAUAGCCCUUUUAAGCAGGAAGACAGCUCUGAUUUGCCCAAAGCACGUGAGAAGUACUCAGUGAUGUGUUGUAAUGCACCCGUUUGAAGAAUCUGUUGCAUAAACAGAAGGCAGGUAAUUCCAUCUGCCUCCUCCGGAAGAAAUCUCUACUAAAAAUGUUAAUGCAGCAGUUAACGAGCAGAGCGAUGUGGUAUAAACAGCAGCAGCUCAGUAACCUGAUUUCUGACAGCAGCAACAGAAUCGGCACUCAGGUACAGCAUUGGCACGGUGUGUGCAAAGCCACUCCUGUAGGAAAAGGGGUUCCUCCUCAGGAGAGUGAAUAACUUGCUAAUUAAGCACAUUAGAUUAUUAGUAAUAGUUAACUGUGCUUAUGUGCCUCUCCUGUGAAUUUCAAAGAAUAAAAAGAAGAAUACUUCUAUGGACUCACUUAGUUCUGUUGUAGUGCCUUGGCUCAAGCUUGCCCGUUGUCAUCUUAAGUGAGAGCCUCUUCUCUUGUUAUGAAUAAGUAGAAUUCCUGGUGAGGUGCUCAGGCUGGAUACAAGUGUAUUGGAAAACCAGAUGCUUAGCUUGAGCAGAAAGAUUAUCAACCUUCUUAUUUGGUUCUCUGCUCUGUGUUGGUCCUGUUGCUUUAUAGGGACAUGUGCCCUUUAUAUGGUAUGAAAUCUGCUCACUUGGCAUUCUCCUAUUGGAGAAAAAAAAAACACAACAGAAAUACCAUUCCAAGAGCAGCAGCAGUAGCUCAGCCUGGUUUCUUGGGAAAUUGUCUUGAAUCUCUGCCUUUCCUCCUCUGCCUGCUCUGCACCCUGCCUGCUCCCGGCCCCCUCUGCAGUGCCUAGGCCCUGCCCUCUAGUGUCACGUAUCCCUUUUAUUUGCUCAACUGUUUCCAACAGCUCUGCAGCAGUUGGCAUCUUUCUGUGAUCCCUUGUCACCGUUUGGUCAAGAAGCACAGUGUGCAGGCUGGUUUGGGGUUGGUUAGCCUGCCAGUGGGCUGGAUGGAAAAGCGGCGUCUGAGCUCUGUGCAGCCAUUUCCUAUCAGGGGGCAUGCAGCCUGGCUGUUCUACCUGUCCAGCAGUUCUGGGGAAAUGUUUUGGUAUCCACGUGGCAUGGAGACCUCCCCUAAGCUCCAAAACUUAGCCUAAAUUGGCCGUUGGCUGUGACGGCUUUGGAGCAAGACUUAGGGAAGACGAGGAGCUGAGCACAGCUGUCCGAGCCAGUGCAGGAACUGUGAUUUGUUACUGUCCUGCGGUAGCUGUGAUCAGUUCUGUCUUCACUGGGGCACUUCCUCCUCACCUUCUAGAUGGGGCCCAUGAAGUUUUUGUUCUUAGUCUGAAUGGGCUGGGCUAGUGUGAGAACUUAAGAUUUAGAUGAAGAAGAGGGAAGGAAGAAAUCCCUGUUGCCUGUCUAAACGUGUCUGUAAAAGCUGAGAGUUCAUUGGAUUCCUUCUUAACCCAGUCAAUAUAUCUGUGUUGAUCCAAGUCUUUAUCAAACAGUCCUACAACUGGUACAAAUUCAAGCUGGUUUGAGAUGUAACACUGAGAAUGAAAACACAAACAGUAGCGUCCUGAAAUGCCUGUUAUCAAGCUUUCAACUCGGCUCAGUUGUUAAACUCGCCCUGCCCGCUGUGUAUUCUAGCAGUACCAGGACAGGAGUAUCCAUUUUGUUCUUGUUAGCGUGUGUGAUGUUUAGUAGGAACGUUUGACAGGUAAUGACAGGUACUGUCCUGCAUCAGCUGAAUCAAUACUGGAUGGAUCCGGGUUUAAGAGGAGCAAUGCAACCCCAACAAACACAUCUGCUCUUUGAGCCACUUCCCUGUUAUCACCCUUUGUGCUGUCACCAAAUUGUUCUCUGUGGGGUGUCUUUAACUCCUCCUGUCCUGUGCCAGGAAAGAAAAGAGACUUUUUCGUUGCUUCUCCCCCACCGCCAGUCUGUGCAAUGCCUCCUGUUGGAACCUCUGACUGUCUCUUCUUAUCUUUGCUAAAAAUCAAGUUCCUCCUCUGCAGCAUAUCAAGCAUCUGCUUAUCCUUUCUUUCAAAAGACCAAACAGCUCAUCUGUUCUUCAUUCGUAUUCCCUUUUGACUAUUCAAAUUGUGUUAUGGGUACAGGAUUGUCAAAGAGAAUCUGCUCACAAGAUCACUUGAUCAUGAGAGCAGCAUGCCUUGCCUCUGCAGUUUCUGUAAUGCUCUCCCUCUGAUGCUAUAUAUGGUGCAGCACUGAAUUAAAUGAGAAACAUUGAGCCAUUUUGAUCAUGUGAUUUACAGAGUGAUCAAAUGUGGUUUCACAUGGGUUUUCUUGUUGGUGCUUUUUGGGAUGUGUGUUCUGAUGUUUGUCUCCAGUGAGUGGAAUUCUUAUUUAGAGAUGGGGGUAAUAAUUCAGCUGGAAUUAGGCAAGCUACCGCUGCAGAGAGAAGGAAACAUAAUUUAGAUUAAAUGUGAAGUUACCUUGAAUGGAACAAACAUGAUUUGUUUGAAGUGAACUAAGACAGAGUUACUUUAUAAGCUGAUUUACAAUUGUCUGUGUUAAAUUCAAAACUGCCAUUAAAUGCCUCAGCCGCAGUCUCUUCUUAGCACGCAUGUGGGGAACCCAUUACUGUGCUGUUCUUCUUGACAAGCAGUCACUGCUUUUAUGUCUGUCAAAUGUGGAUUAAAAGAGGAGCGAAGUGUAUAUCCACAAUGCUGAAAUGGAUGGUACCUGGCAGAACUUGGUUUCUGUUCUGAUCUGAAAAAUCUGGUCAGUAACAUGGAAUUUUGGAGGAGGGGUUCAUUUGUUUUUUAAUAAUACCUGGAAAAGGCUGCAAGUUGAGCGUAGGCUUUCUGUAGAGAUCUUGUGCGUGUAUAUUUUUCUCAUUUUAACGCACUACUUAAAUGUCAUGGUUUUCUCUUCUUCAAUAUUAAAAUUUUAGAAAAGCUCGAGUUCAGCCUAUUGACUGCACAGAGGGAUAUUGCUGGCUGUGUUACGGGAUGGGUGUCUGCUGGAGUCACGCAGUGACUGGGGCAUAGGAUAGGCUUGAACAUUUUAAAUAAUUCAUAAUUCAGGCAUUUAACAAAAAGCAAAAGCCAAUUGAGUCUAUUGGUUUUCUUCUCUCUUUUGUUUGGCUUUUUCUGUUGACGUUCUCAAACUUGGAAUGAUCCUCUGUUUCACCCACCCAUCUUCCCAAACGUGCAGAGCCACUGGAAAGACUACUUUGCCAAGAAGCUGUUGAGAGAGGGAAAGGCAUGACUGCAAGCAGAAAAUGAGGUCUGGGAGAGCUGUGGGGCAUGUGCAGGGCGUAAGCUGUGAGCAGCUGUGCCUCAGCUCCUACCUGCUGUGCCACGGCGCUCUCCUCUCUGCAUGACUUCUCUCAGUCUUUGGACAAGCAGCUGCACCUCCUGAUCCCAUUCUGGUUCACAUUUUCACUUCUGCUGGGGAAGCCACAGUUUUGAGGGGCUGGGUGUUCUCGUGCUUGGUUAGAACUAACCACUUUUCUGAUCUAAUUAUCUGCAAAUUACAGAGGCAAUAAUUUCUUAUUCUACACAGACAUCACUUCUUACUGAGUCACCACUCUCCAGUACUUCACCUGCAAAUGUAGAUGCUCUUGCAGCUGUGUGUAAUGUGAUGUCCUAGAAGGAUGACAGCAGAAGUCAGUCUUAUUAGUAGGAGUGCUGCAUACAUCAAACUCCUCACUUGCUUCUUGCUAGGCUGCUUGCCAGUCCUGCUGUGUUCCAUCUAGUGCUUUACCCUGGGAGCCCUAAAUGCCUCUCUGAGGCGUAGCAGCAGCACUGCUUCUUCACUUGGCACACACAGUUUUAGAUUCGUGGCAGUGCAGCUGACCUUUCACUGAGCUCUGAGUUGAUGCUUUCCAAGAACACGUGGUGAGAGGUCAGCAGGCAGGUGUUGGUUGCUUUUCCUUUGUUUCCUUUUGGGGUGGUGGGGAGAGAUCAGGAGAUAGAGGUGUGAGGGGCUUCUUUGUUUGUUUUGGUUUGUUUUUGCUUUAAGCUAUAUUUACUGAAGGAGGGCUGUAUGGGCAAUAGAUUUUGUUCUUUUGUAUCUUUGCAUUUCCUCCUGACUUUUGAGUACUUUCAAACUGUAGUAUGGAUCUUUUUGGAGUGUCCAAAAAUCUCUCUGUGGUAGCUUUGGUAGUCUUUGUUCUGACAUUUGUUUUGUUCGUGUUCCUAGGUGGCUUAACAGUCAAAUAAGAUCUGCUGGGGGGGGGGGGGAGGAAAAAGAAACAAGUCUGGUCCCCAAGCCAAAACUUUCUGUCCUGUUAUCCUGGAUGUUUUCUCCUCUGCAGCAUUUGGUUCUUCUGUUGUAUUUCUGUGAGCAUUGCUGUUUUUCUUUCUUUUUUUUUUUCAAGGAAAUGUAAGGAAGAAGCUGCAGUCAAGGUUUAUCUCAAAAUUAAACCUUCCUUAGGAUGAAGUGAGAGUGACAUUUUGUUUUGCCAGAACGAGCAGCAAAGCCUCCAGCAUUAAAAGAUGACAGCAUUUGUUAUCAACCAACUUGAUGAGCCACACAUGGACAGAAUCUCAAAAUCACCAUUUACUAUUUCUUCAACUGCAGAAAAAGUUGUGUACCUUGUGAUUUUCCAUCUGUCAUUUGUCAUGUUUGUAUGGUCCUAUGGGAAGACAAUUUUCACAUCUCCUGCAUCCCCCUCCAAUGAGUUCUGCUUGUCAAAAGCUGAUAAAGAACAAUACGAAAAAGAAGAGAGACCAGAGUCCCAGCAGGAGAUUUUGAGAAGAGCUGCUAAAGACUUGCCUAUCUAUACGACAACAGCAUCAAGAGCCAUCAGAUACUGUGAUCGAUGCCAGCUAAUCAAACCUGACCGCUGCCACCACUGUUCUGCAUGUGACAUAUGUGUACUAAAAAUGGACCACCACUGUCCAUGGGUGAAUAAUUGUGUGGGAUUUUCUAACUACAAAUUCUUCCUCCUGUUUUUAAUGUAUUCCUUACUGUACUGUCUGUUUGUUGCUGCUACAGUCUUGCAGUACUUCAUAAAGUUUUGGACACUUUGCCGCAGGAAAGCUGCAGAGAAUUGUCCAAAGAAUGAAUUGCCAGAUACCCAUGCAAAAUUCCACGUACUCUUCCUUUUCUUUGUGGCAGCCAUGUUCUUCAUCAGCAUACUGUCACUCUUCAGCUACCACUGCUGGCUAGUUGGCAAAAACAGAUCAACAAUAGAAACAUUCCGUGCACCCACAUUUCGAAAUGGCCCUGACAAAAACGGCUUUUCUCUUGGAUGCAGCAAAAACCUGAGGGAGGUUUUUGGAGAUGAAAAGAAGUAUUGGCUGCUCCCUAUUUUUACCAGUUUGGGCGAUGGGUGUAAUUUUCCAACUCGUUUGGUGAUUAUGGAUCCGGAGCAAGUAACUGUCUCAAGCCAAAAUGAACCUGCCAAAAGCUCUGGAGCCAAUCAGCCCUUUCCUCCUACUCGACCACUCAGUGAAUCACAAAAUCGAUUGCUAGCCAGUGACAGUCAGUGGGUAGAAAGUGGCCCUGAAGAUGAAAAUGUUAAAUCAGGUACAAAAAAGCAUAUUAUAGUUUCAUUGGAAAGCUGAUCUCAGCUUAUUACUAACCAACCAUCUCAAUGAGAAACAGGUUUCUGCAACGCAUUUUGUGCUUGAAUGUUACUUAAUUUUGUUUGGAAGAAGUUGAUCAGUAAAAAAUGGAACAUGAGCAUUUUAUGAGGAGACAAGAAAACGAAGUUUCUGCACAGUCCAAUGGAUUCUUGUAAGCACUAUUUGCAGAGCAGGGAAGUUCAGACAGAUGCCUUAAGAUUCUUCAUGUGCAUUUAUGCAGCACUGAAUUAUAUACUGCUACCAAAGGGCCAAAUCCUGAAGUGCCCUGCUUGGAUGCACAAGGUCCAGAGUGGGAACUAUGCAUUUCUGUUAUGCUGCAGUGGCAGGGAGUAGAUCUGCAAAGACUGCUACCUCCCCACGGGCGAACUUCAUACCUUAGGCACUCCAGAAGUCACUUCCAUAGCAGGUGUCAAGGGUACAGAAAGAAGAAGAAGAAAAAAGGGUGGAGGAAGAAUCAACCUACAGCUCAGCUGAUGAGCCUGAAGUACAGCUGUUCACAGUUCAUACACCAGGUGGUGGAAAAGGAAAGUACUGGAUGACAUGUUCAUGGUCAUAGCUAUGUAAGUCUUUCAGGACUGAGGAUUCCUUCGGCUGACUGUGCUAUGGAACAAAGCAAUGCCAACAAAGUAAAAGCCUUUUACUUGGUGUUGGUUUUUUGCUAGCGAAUUGAACCCUCUCAUCCUUCUAACUUGACCAUUUAACCAUAUCAAGAACAUAGCUCAAAGAAGUGAACUCUCUUUUAGUUGAUAAAAAACGUGGUUUCUUUCUUCUCAACAAUUUCAUGUCAGCAGAAGAAGAAAAUCCAAUUAAAAAAAGGAAUUAACAAACUGUUACAUUUUCUGUUAAUGUUUGCAGUGUUCUUUAUGAAGCAGUAACAAAAUGGCAAUGUACCCCUGAGAAAAAUCUUAGUGCAGUCACAUGUCGUUAGAAAAUGGAACUGGAAGAGUACUGCUUUUUAUAUGGGACUCUUGAUGGUUUAUAAAUAAUGUUUUAUACUUUUGUUUUAUCUUUUUAAUAAAACCACAAGUUUUUAUUGGUUCUGAAGUACCAUUUAAACAAAUUUCAAGUACUUAUGAGAAAGUUAGUGUUGGAUCAUGCACUUGUGUUAACACCAAAACUCUGUAUGCUGUCUGCUUUGUCUGCCACUUUGAAGUUGAUUUUAAGUGAUGCUGAACUGCUAAAGAUGAGUGCUUUGUGCAGUGAUGUACCAUGUUCACAAAAGGCAAAACAUGUUUCCUGUGUUGAGGAAUAAAGUCCAACUAAGCUCAA